This is a messenger RNA of Agrilus planipennis (emerald ash borer), 1189 nucleotides long. RefSeq names its product rRNA 2'-O-methyltransferase fibrillarin (gene Fib). The record is from RefSeq and is a predicted model, not a curated record. Gene Ontology annotation, molecular function: histone H2AQ104 methyltransferase activity; RNA binding; rRNA methyltransferase activity. The transcript is spliced from 3 exons. The coding region runs from base 134 to 1054 and encodes 306 amino acids. Lineage: Eukaryota; Metazoa; Arthropoda; Insecta; Coleoptera; Buprestidae. Gene Ontology annotation, biological process: box C/D sno(s)RNA 3'-end processing; rRNA methylation. Gene Ontology annotation, cellular component: box C/D methylation guide snoRNP complex; nucleolus; Cajal body.
UUAGCAGCUCUUUGUGCUUCUUAUCUGUGAAUUGUGUUAGCUUUUGCACAUGCACGUGUUUUGGUAUGAAUAUUAAAAAGGUUAUAUUUGUGUAAAGUAUUAAAAAGUGUUAUUCUCCCUGUUUACUUAAAAAAUGGGAUUUUCACCAAGGGGUGGCGGUGGUGGUCGUGGCCGUGGUGGCGGAGGUGGUAGAGGUGGUUUCAGAGGUCGCGGCGGUGGAGGUGGAGGUGGUGGUUUUAAAAGUGGCAGGGGCGGCGGUGGAAGAGGGAGAGGAGGAGGAGGUGGAAGAGGACGAGGGGGAAGACCUAGUGGAGGAGGAUUUAAGGGCGGAAAAACGGUUAUUAUUGAACCACAUAGGCAUGAAGGUGUCUUUAUUGCCAGGGGCAAAGAAGAUGCAUUAGUCACAUUGAAUUUAGUGCCUGGAAGUGAUGUAUAUGGAGAAAAAAGGAUAUCUGUUGAGAAUGAUGGAAAUAAAAUAGAAUACAGAGUAUGGAAUCCAUUUAGAAGUAAAUUAGCUGCUGCUAUAUUAGGAGGCAUUGAUCAGAUUCACAUGGCUCCUGGAAGCAAGGUUUUGUAUUUGGGUGCGGCAUCGGGCACAACAGUUUCUCAUGUAUCAGACAUUGUGGGACCAGAAGGGUUGGUGUAUGCUGUUGAAUUUUCUCAUCGUUCGGGAAGAGACUUAAUAAAUGUUGCUAAAAAACGAACAAAUAUAAUUCCAAUAAUUGAAGAUGCCAGACAUCCACACAAAUAUAGGAUGCUUGUUGGUAUGGUUGACACAAUAUUUGCGGAUGUUGCACAACCAGAUCAGGCCAGGAUAGUUUCCCUGAAUGCUCAAUAUUUUUUGAAAAAUGGCGGACAUUUUGUUAUAUCUAUUAAAGCGUCGUGUAUCGAUUCUACUGCCCAACCUGAAGCAGUGUUUGCAUCAGAAGUUAAAAAAUUACAAGCUGAUAAACUUAAACCGCAGGAACAGAUCACAUUAGAGCCUUAUGAAAGAGACCACGCUGUUGUAGUUGGCGUUUAUAGACCGCCACCAAAGUCACAGGGCCAGAAAUGAUAAGUUUUUUUUUUUAUAGUUUUUAAGCUGAAAGUUCAAAACGCUUGAAGUUUUAUGUAUGAGAUAAUGUCAACAUUAUUUUACCUCAUUUUUUUGUAAAACAAGUUAUCAAAAAUAUAUUUGUAUGAAUUGAGA